AUGAACGGCCAAUACACUUUUCAAAGCACCAGUGCCGCCAAUCCGUCGUGGUUCACGGUGACAUUGCCAGAUGGUACCUAUGUCGACAUCGGUACGAAACAAGGAGCAGAGGAUUUUCUAUGCGCUGCCUCCGGUGUUGAAUGUUUUUCCUCCAAGUUGCAGGAAAUCUCAAGAAUUCGAAACAAAAAGAAAUGGAAUGCGAACGAUAGAGACAAACUAUUCGAGCUUUACUCUUUCAUCGAACGGUUGGCUGGGAGCGCAUGUCCAGAAGUCUUUCGUAGACAAGUUCCAGAGCUGGAAAUACGAAAUUGGUUGGAGAACACCAUCGAGGAUAUCAAGAAGCUUAGCGCAAAACGAGGCUGGAUUAGGGGUGGGGACAUAGAUGAUGUCGACAGACUGGUGCUAGAGUCCUGCAUUGCCUUCUUCCAGCACGCUGUUCCGCUGGCCUUAGCCUUUGAGGGUCCAUUCUUUCAAGCUUUCGCCGCAUUUGUCAAGGCCCGGAAGCGAAACGGGCGAGAUCUCCCCGCAAAACCGAUCUGUCUCCGGAUUACGGCUAUUGUAUAUUUCGCAGUUCUUGCUUCCAAGACAGAGUUUGAUAGCAAAUGGGACCAGGAAAGGGUUUUCAAGAAGCUCGAGGCGAGUGGUAUUCUAGAGCAAGUCAUUCGAUGUUUGACUGUUUCACAACCGCCAGAAGACGCUACUGCUGGAGAUGAAAUUAUUCGCAACCUCCAGGCUUGUCCGCUACUAAUCAGCAAACAAUUCAUGUUGGGGAAGCCUUGUGGCGACACUUUGCGAAUGAUAUUGGACGGCAAAGACGGAAGCAGAAAGAAACAACCGCAAGUCAUCAAUGCGUUUCAAAAUCUUGUGAGGUUGUCGGAUUCCGCUGUCAAAGCUCCCAAAUUUCGUGAUGAGACACUGGAAUGUGGGAACUGCGGUAAGGAAGACAUUUUGGAAACGUUCAUGACUUGCUCUCGUUGCCAUGGCCAAAUCUAUUGCUCGAAGGAAUAUCAAAGGGCAGAUUGGCGGAAACAUAAGACGAUAUGUGCAGACCUUUCCAAGACCAAAAGAGAUGAAUUUGAUAUUGAACAAAUGACCCUCGCGGGCUCAAACUUUCUGAACAAGCACGGUCUCAGGGUAUUGGACAAAAUGGUCGAAAUGUGCACAAGAACCGGUCUGAAGGCGGGUGACAUGGUCACCGAGCUCAGUUGGAAGAAUGAUGGUGUCAUUCCUACCCUUCAAACACCGCCCGUAUUCAACAUAACACCUCGCCGUGAUUAUAUCGAAAGGUUAGAAUAUCAUGCCAGGCGUCUCAGUGAAUACUUGAAGCAGGGCCGUGUCAUGAAGGAUAAAGGAGUUGUUGCUCUGAAUUAUAAGACGAACUCGGCAUUUGGGCAAUCGCAAUUUACUGACGCGCUUGUGGAUGGACAUCGCUAUGAAAUCAUGAGCAUGCUGUACCAUCGAUUUGCUUUGAAGAACUAUCCAUUCCUCCUGACCAAAUUGGUCGAAGCUUGUGAUAAUACAGGUCUCGAACCAAACGAAUUCGUACUAGAGCUUGACUUCCCACCCAUCCAGAAUGGCAUAUUUCCUUUGUAUUAUGAUCUUUCUUCUUUCGACAAUCUACUUGACGACCUGACCAUCUUCAAAUUCGUUCCAGCUCAGGGCUACAUCGACGGCUCGAGACCAGAGGAAGCCGAUUGGUUCUCCAACUAUCAUCAAGAUCCAUACCAUCGUGAGAAGAAGAAGAAAGCCGCGGUUGCACUGAUGAAAGAGAGGACUGCAAAUCAGCCCAUGCCUUUUGCCGGAUUUAUCCAUUUCGCCGGAUAUAUUGAAAGCUUCCAAAACGACGAACGAUUGUUUAACUCUGUGGUAGUUCAAUGCUAUCGUACUGUUCCAAAUUUCACAUUGAGAUAUGCUCAGAUGUUGUCUCAAAACGGGAUUCCAAACAGGGAAGAGAUCGAAUAA
Messenger RNA from Cylindrotheca closterium, 1962 nucleotides. Lineage: Eukaryota; Bacillariophyta; Bacillariophyceae; Bacillariales; Bacillariaceae. The record is from the annotation of a GenBank genome assembly.